Molecule: messenger RNA, 780 nt
Organism: Trichoderma reesei QM6a
Lineage: Eukaryota; Fungi; Ascomycota; Sordariomycetes; Hypocreales; Hypocreaceae
Exons: 1
Coding region: 1-780 (259 amino acids)
Source: RefSeq, a predicted model, not a curated record
AUGGCCCCUUUCGACCUCACUUCAUAUAAAGCCCUCUCUUUUGACAUCUAUGCGACGCUCAUUGAUUGGGAAUCGGGCAUUUUCUCUCAGCUCCUUCCACUGCUUACCAGACUCCCCAAUGACCAUUCGUUGUGGAAGAAAAGUCUAGCCGACCUUCGAGGCUUUCUCCUCACGCGAUAUUCUAUUCACGAGCAUGCUCUGGAAGUUCAGCAUCCAGAAGAGAAGUAUUCCGUGCUGCUGAGCAAGGUCUAUGAGCAUAUCGCUGCGGAUCUUGGCGUGGCCAUAACGCAUGAAGAAGCCGAGGCGUUUGGAGAAGCCAUAGGGCAAUGGCCAGCUUUUGCAGAUACAGUGGCAGCCAUGCAAUGCUUGAAAAAGUACUACAAGCUCAUUGCAUUGAGCAAUGUUGACAAGAUGUCGUUCCAAAACACUCUCAAAAAUGGUUUGCAAGGAGUUGAGUUUGACGCCAUCUAUGUCGCCGAAGACAUUGGGACCUACAAGCCAAAUCCGAACAACUUCAACUACCUCGUCCAACAUGCCCGUCAGGAUUUUGGCAUCGAAAAAGCUGAAAUAUGUCACACCGCGCAGAGCCUGACAUUUGACCACAUUCCCGUGGCCUCACUGGGUUUCCCUCCCGCCGUUUGGAUCUCUCGCGGGGGUGGCAGCAUGGGCAUGGGAGACAUAGAGGCAGUAAAGGACAAAGUAAAUAUCGGGGCCAUAUAUGAGACGCUGGGAGACAUGGCGGCAGAUGUAGAACUGGCUUUUCGCAAGAAUAAAGAAUAG